Messenger RNA from Xiphias gladius (swordfish), 1098 nucleotides. It is a transcript of the gene trdn, whose product is annotated as triadin. Gene Ontology annotation, molecular function: signaling receptor binding. The record is from RefSeq and is a predicted model, not a curated record. Gene Ontology annotation, cellular component: sarcoplasmic reticulum; membrane. NCBI's taxonomy places the organism in Eukaryota, Metazoa, Chordata, Actinopteri, Istiophoriformes, Xiphiidae. The transcript is spliced from 6 exons. The coding region runs from base 534 to 956 and encodes 140 amino acids.
GGUGAAUCUCAGACGGUCAACCCCUUCUCCCUGCUUCUGUGUAUCUGUCUCUCUCUCUUUCUGUCUCACUCUCUCCAGCUACUUAAUCAGACAGAAACAGAAUCUCAGAAAAUCUUACUCAAGAAUUUCCUGGAUACAAAUUGAAAACCUCUAGAACAACUUUGUGAAUACCGAUAACAACAUGAAAAACUUCCAUUUUCUCCUGUGAGGAAGGUUUCAGUAUAUUUUUAGACCCCGGUGUGAUCCAGCUUAACACUAUUGCUGUGCGCGUUUUGCUGCUGGAUUUGAGUGUUGCCUACAUCAUCUUUUCUCACGUUCAACUGGGGCAAAAAAGGAUUUAACGAAGGAGUUACAUGCUUGUUUCUAUGGUAACACUGCAUUUCACUGGGCCUCUGAAGGACUGAACAUCCAGCAAGAACGUCCAGCAAGUCCAAGAUAAGAUGUGUGAGAGGCAGGCAGAGAAAGAGCAGGAAAAAUAAAUCAUCUCAGGAGUUCGUCACAGCACGCAAACAUCCUACGGCUGGCACAAAAUCAUGCUCUCUUCACCAAUGAGCAGUCAGACCAACGGCAGGGGAGCAGUCCCUUCGGCUCGCAACAAUCAGAGGACAUUUUUGGAUGAUGUCAUUUUAACCUUUAGUUCACCAAUGGCCUGGCUGCUGGUUGUGGCUCUGAUCAUCACGUGGUCGGCAGUAGCCAUUGUUCUGUUUGAUCUGCUUGAUUAUAACACUCUGACAGGUCUCCCUCCUCCUCCUGCCAUCGCUAAGAGAGGUUUGAAGGCUAGAGGUGGUGUCCGUCCAAUUAAAUCCAGCCCUGCUAGAAUCCCAGCUCAGGAGAGCACUGAUUGGUUGGGGAUGAUGUGGACGUUUGCAGCCAGUUUGGUAGCGCCGGAUGAGGCCGAGGAAGGUAUUCACCAGCUAACCGAAACCCUCACAUCUUUCCACUCUGAGGAGCUCUAAAAGAGAGGACUGUGGAGAGGGGACAAAAACAGACAAGUAUAAAGAGCUGGGGAGAUGACGAGAAGGCAAAAAGAGAGGAGUGUGUCUGACAAAAGAGGAAGAGAGAAAAAUGGAGAGAUGGAAACAGGAGGAGGAGGAUGUA